Messenger RNA from Xiphias gladius (swordfish), 1462 nucleotides. Its product is annotated as ankyrin repeat and SOCS box protein 12-like. The coding region runs from base 142 to 1101 and encodes 319 amino acids. The record is from RefSeq and is a predicted model, not a curated record. The transcript has 4 exons. Gene Ontology annotation, molecular function: protein binding. Lineage: Eukaryota; Metazoa; Chordata; Actinopteri; Istiophoriformes; Xiphiidae.
GACCUUUCUUUCUUUCUCCCACGUGACCUAGUGGAAUAUUGAAAGGUUUUAACUUCUCUUCUAAUAUCUUUGGAAAUAACAUUAGCCAGCAACAAGGUGAGAUGGGACAGCUUUGAAGUGGCACUAGCCUGGAGUUACACUAUGGUUCUGGGCCAAGCUUUCAACAUGAGUUUGAUGGACAUUUCUAAGAUCUUCUCCCUGCUGCAGCCUAAGGAGGAGGAUGAGGACAAUGAGCAGUGUGAGGCCUUGAACAACGCCGUGAGCAGCGAUGACGUCACUCUGCUCGCCAAGCUUCUGUCUCAGGAGAGUUACAGGGGGUCUAUCAAUGCCCGAAGCGGGUGGGGGGUCCCAGUAACCCCCUUGCGCACUGCUGCCGCUCUGGGACACUUGAGGUGCCUGGAGUUACUGUUGGAGCAUGGCGCAGAGAUUGACAGCCUGGAUGUGAAGGCCCAGACGCCUCUGUUCACAGCUGUCAGCGGGAAACAUCUGGACUGUGUGGUUGCUCUGCUGAAGGCCGGAGCCGAUCCCAAUGGCAGCCAGUACAACAACUGCUCUCCGGUGCUGACUGCCGCCCGGGAGGGUGAUGUAGAUGUGCUCCGAGAGCUGCUACGGUUUGGAGCCGAGACGGAUGUCAGAUCCAAAGUACCCGACUGGGCUUCCAAUGCCACAGCCUGCAGAGGGCCCCUUUAUAUCUCAGCUGUUUAUGGACACCUGGACUGCUUUAAACUGCUCCUUCUGCAUGGGGCCAAUCCCAACUACAACUGCACAGAUGAGAGGAUGCUGGCCAGGAUAAAACAGCCAAAGACAGUUCUGGAGGUGUGUCUCCGUUAUGGCUGCGGGGUGGAGUACAUCCAGCUUCUCAUAGACUUUGGUGCAGACGUGUAUCUACCCACACUGAUCAUUGACAAGACUACAAAGCAGAAUGAAGCUCUGGUUCUACUGCUCAAGGAGAGAGUUUGUCCCAAAGCACUGAUGUCUCAGACUCGGCUGGCAAUUCGAAGAUACAUCUCCUUUGCUAAUAAAGAGCCUUCCAUUGACAGCUUGGACAUUCCUCCUAUUCUGAGGAACUACCUGAAGCACGACACCUCUGAACUCAUAUGAUGCUCAUGAUAGCAUCAAGAGAAAUGGCCAGUGAAUUUCAUUUUUAUCUAAUUUUAUUACCUCAUUGCUGUGCACUCACGACUGAAUAAUGGAUUUCUAGCUUUGCCAAAUUUUCCUAUAGGUAGGACAAGAUAAGCGACACUCACACAACCAACUUCAAAGUGCACACUGUGUAAUAAUCUCUCUGGUUCCUUUAGAGGUCACUGUUCUGUCCUACUGCUGUAAAUUCUUUUUUUUAUUAUUAUUUCUAUACAAAGACUGAAGUUUGUGACUUGCUGUAGAUGUACUUAUUAAGUAGCUUAAAUUUAUAUGGAUAUUUUUAGCUCUGCAUAGCUGAUACAAGUGUCUUUUGCAACCACAA